AUGACUACCAAUCGUGACUUAUUGGUAAAUUAUUGUGAAUUCCCUGAACCAGAACCUGUUGCUCUUGGUGAUGGUCGUUGUGUUAAUGAGUACGGAUAUGGACAAGUAGACAUCACUAUGAUACUUGGAAAUAAAGAGAAAGAGCAACGGAAAUCAAUUCUAACAAAGGUACUCUAUGUUCCAAAAUUAGCUACAAAUCUUUUUAGUGCACGUGCAGCAGCAUCUAAAGCCAAGGUGGUGCAAUUUGGCAACACCCUCUGUUGGAUUAAGGAUUUGAAGGGACAAGUUGUAGCUCAUGAUCGACUUGUUGGGAACAUGUACCGUCUUAAUUGCAAAGUUGCCAAACAUGGAAACCGAGCAUCAAUUGCUAAUGAAACUGGUGCCAAACUAAAUCUAUGGCACCAAAGAAUAGCGCAUUUAAAUGCCGGUCAAAGGAAAAUCAUGGCUUCAAAGGAACUUAUUACAGAUACGGACAUACCUGGAACUGGCAAGUUAAGUUUUUGCGAGGUCUGUGCGGAAGGAAAGGCUCACCGAGCGCCAUUUAAGCCAAUGGGAGAAAUUAAGUCAACGAGAAGGUUAGAGUUGGUCCAUAGUGGUGUUGCCGGACCGAUGAAAACUGAAAGCUUUGGACGUGCAAAGUACUUCGUCACCUUCAUCGAUGAUUACUACAGAUGUGUCACUGUUUACCCAAUGAAGUAA
Paramuricea clavata is the source of this 699-nucleotide messenger RNA. The record is from the annotation of a GenBank genome assembly. Lineage: Eukaryota; Metazoa; Cnidaria; Anthozoa; Malacalcyonacea; Plexauridae.